CUAGGUUCUCCGGUGAUAGUGACAGUGUUUGGUGAUUUUCUAGUGAAUGGUUUUGUGAAUCUGCUGCACUCUCCUGUUAUCAUUACCCAGUUCCCAGCACAGGCAAUAAUAGUAGCCGCACUAGCAGGGGUGUGUUCAAGUGGUACUAGAUCGGAAGUUUUUCGUGGAAAACCGAAAGUGCGAUUGAAACCGUGGAAGAUACCUGGCGCCGGAAGUGAGCGAAAGAAAGGCCAGCGCCGUCAGAGUGUUGUGAUCAAGGGCUGAGCCUGUUCUAUUCUGUGCUGUUACUACAGUGGUUGCGGAAUUUUUCGCUGGAUUGAAGCGUAAAAUGGGAAAAAUUGGAGCAUCCUAGUUUGAAACGAUGUCGUGCAUACACCGGAAGUGCAUCAAUGCAAAGGGAAAACCAGACGCGCAGCUGAAAAAGGACUCGGAGAAGAUCGUUGGAAGCUAUUGUCUUCAUCAUCGCGUUUGAAUUUUCUUAAGAAGCAUCAUCUAGAGACCAAAGAAUGACCUCACGCUUGGACCGUUUGUUUAUCCUGCUGGAAUCCGGCUCGGCAGCCCUGACCCGCAAAGCGGCAGCUAAACAGAUCGGAGAGGUCCAGAAACUGCACCCGCACGAGCUGCACAACCUGCUGGGGCGGCUGCUGACCUACCUGCACAGUAAGGACUGGGAUACACGAAUUGCCGCGUCUCAGGCAGUACAGGCGAUCCUGGAGAAUGUCCCCCAGUGGGACCCAAUAGGUGCUGAUGCAGCAGAGGAUGGUAAUGAUUAUAAUACUCAAACCGGAGCGGAAAGCUCCCGGCUGUCGUUCGAUAAGUUCGAUUUGAAUGCAGUGCUGCACCGGGGAGCCCGACUGAUGGGUUCCGAAGGCACUGAGUUCGAUGCGAUCGACGAGAAUGAUGGAGGUGAUCCGAGGGAAAAGUGGGCCCGCCAGAGAGCGCUACUUAACGAGAAGUUAGGCCUCAGUACGGGCGUGAAUUUGGACGAUAUUGUAUCGAUUGAGGAUAUGCAGAAUCGAAGUUUUCAGGUGCAACUCAACAGACAGGACAGUGAAAGAAUGAUGCCAGUUCAGGAAAUAUUAAAGUUGGAGACUGACGGAUCUAGUCAAGCGUUAAGCUGCCGAGAGAAAAAUCGUGCCCGAAGAAAAGCACGCGAGCAGCAGAAAGCUUUCCCGAAUCCAAUCAAUGCAGUGAUGGGGGGAAAUUCCUGCAUAAAUGGAUCGGCCGGCGAUGGAGAACCGGAACGAAAACGACUCAAAACAGAUGGUAAAUCAGAUAUGGUUACAUUUUCUGAUCCUGUACCCGACCUCACUGGAGCGUGGGUGGAUGCAACGGAAUGGCCUCUAGAAUCAUUCUGUUCGAAGCUUUAUAUGGACCUGUUCAGUCCGCGAUGGGAAACACGCCAUGGAUCGGCGACAGCUCUCCGUGAGCUGCUUAAGAGUCAUUCCCAAGGAGCUGGAAAAAGUAUUUUCAUGACAAAGAAGCAGAUGAACGAGCAGCAUCAACUAUGGCUGGAAGAUGCAACAUUACGACUGCUCUGCGUUUUGGCGUUGGACCGAUUCGGAGAUUUUGUUUCAGAUCAGGUCGUUGCACCUGUGCGAGAAACUUGUGCCCAAGUUCUUGGCACAGUACUAAAGCAACUUCCUCUGCAAAACGUCCAUAGAACUGUAAGCAUUCUUCUCACGUUUAUUAAGCAAGCAGACUGGGAAGUCCGCCAUGGUGGGCUAUUGGGAAUCAAGUAUAUGCUCGUCGUUCGGGAAGAUUUGGUUCAAACCUUUCUACCGGUAAUUAUAAACGAUGUGUUGACAGGACUUUUUGACUCCGUCGAUGACGUGGGAGCCGUGGCCGCAGCCACCAUUAUACCGAUCGCUUCUUGGUUACCGAAGCUGCUUACGAAAACUCAGGUCUCUCACAUAGUUAAACUUUUAUGGGACCUGCUGCUAGACCAGGACGAACUGGCGUCUGCUUGUAAUAGCUUUAUGGGACUGCUGGCUUCAAUACUAAGCCUUCCAAAUGCAUCAAGUUGGAUUCAAAUGGAAUCAAUGUCGAUUCUAGUUCCAAGACUUUGGCCAUUUCUCAGUCACUGCACAUCUUCUGUGCGGAGAUCUACACUUCAAACUCUGCGAACUCUCACGGAUAGUAAACUAACUGCCCAAAUAGAACCCGUAACACCAACCGGAAACAACGGCAGCAUAAACGGCAAAGCAACCUCCGUCAUCGUCAGUACGGCGGAAGCCUUAGCUAAGGCCGCAACCGAAACCAAUACAAUUCUCCAGGUUGAUGAUUCGCAGAAUUUGGGUCUAAACUUCGGAGUACAGGAAUGGCCACCCGCGUUGCUACAGGAAGCCCUCCGUCAUAUUUUCCAGCGGGUGCUGGUGGAACACGUUGAAGACAUUCAGACAUUAGCGGAGGAAGUAUGGGCCAACCUUAUCACCAAUGCAGAACUAUCCGCUUUGCUUCACGCUUCAUGUCCGUAUGUUGCCACAUGGUUGUGCUUGGCGAUGCAACCGGUCCGACUCGCGUUCGAUCCUUCUUCAAUGAUCUACGCCAAACCGAAUCAACCCUCACAGAUGCGAGAACGUCGCCGGCAGUUUGAUUCCUUUGAAAGUGGUACACCUUCUCGGCAAAAAUUGUUCCUUGGUGGCUCGGAAACGAUCCCGGUCGAGGUUCGGGAGAAGAACGUAAUUCGAGCCCGCAUUAAAACUUCGCGAAUGAUUGGCUUACUGUCCCGGUAUCUGGUCCUUCCGGCUCCUGGUGUUGAAUACACUCCGGAAAUAGAAAGUCCCAUUGAUUGUUAUACCAAAGUGUUACUCGGCUAUUUGCAGUCUCGUUCAGCUUUACAAAGAUUGAUAGCUAGUCUUGUGAUUGCUUUUUGGUGUUCAUAUGACGAUACAAUAAAACCAGGACCAGCUUCACUGCAAGAGCGGUUGAAGGUUUGUCUAAACGAAUACGUUUAUUACGAUGAAGUGGGAAUACUUUUUACUAGAUUGCUACAAGAGAGUCGAGAUUAUUUAGCUACACUAAAGCAACACAAGAUCCAGUUCUUAGAGUUUGAGAGCUUAAAAGUACUGAGCUUAGAUCAAAUCUUCCAACUAUGCACAGUGAUGUCAGAGAACAUGAAAAACAAGUAUGGCUUGAAGACCAAAAUAGCAGAAAUGUUGGAUGAACGUCGUAGGGGAUUAUUCAAUUCACAUGCCAGUACGUCAUUGGAACAAAGUAAUCUCCAUAUCAGUACCCAGGCAUCACUUUCCGGAGCGGUGGUUAGUUUGAAAUGUCUUCCCGAAAAGUUAAAUCCUGUUGUAAAACCCCUGAUGGAAUCUAUUAAACGUGAAGAAUGUGAACUACUGCAAAAGCUCUCCGCCACUUAUCUGGCCGACCUGCUUGAUCAAGUUACAGUUCGCAAUCCCUGUCCCAACAGCAAAAUCGUUUCCAAUCUCUGCACCCUGCUGAAAAGUGACACGGACUUUACACCAAAACUAAUCAUACCAGAUCGCGAAAUUCGACACUUUGAUCCAGCCAACACAAGCGACACCAACCCGUACCAUGGAAUUAUCACCUUACUAAACCAACAGAAGACCAAGGAAGGUCACAAUGGGACUGCUUCGGGAUCACGUUGCCCUGGUAGACCGUCGUCGGUUACAUCGGAUAUUCCAACGGUCGAAGACGCCCUCAACGAGAACGAAGAAACUAGUCGCAAACACGCCCGAACUCAGCGGCUAGGAGCCACACAUGCCAUAACCACGAUCUGUUCAUACUUUAAGCAAAACCUUCCGGACAAACUUCCCGUACUGUGGCAGUUAAUGACGGAGAAGAUCAUUACCAAAGUCGACGAAAAUUUUGUCGAUCGCCUUUGUCGGCAAAUCGUGAACCAGGAGGAAACAAAUGACUUUAUGACAUCGUUGCAGCUAAUUGAAGUUGCUUCGCGACAUAUCGACCCGGCCUUACAUGAUCAGCUGUUUCAGUUGUUACCGAAGCUUUGCUUGUUGCUGAGACAUCCGUUGAAAUCGAUUCGUCACAUGGUUGGGCGAUGUCUCGGCACGCUGGCUGUGGUCAAUUCACAAGUCGUAAUGACGAUGGUGAUCAACGAUAUUGUACCGAUGCUUGCAUCGAUAGAGAACGUGAUCAAGCGUCAAGGUGCCGCAGAGGCAGUUGCGUGCAUUCUUAGCAAGCUACAGAUGGAGAUCGUUCCAUACGUAGUACUGUUAGUUGUUCCUUUACUUGGGCGCAUGAGUGAUCCCGAUCAAUCGGUUAGACUCGUAUCGACUCACUGUUUUGCCACGCUGAUCCAACUGAUGCCGUUGGAUGGAAUCACACCGGAUGUACGCGGGCUUUCUGAGGAUCUCAAAACCCGAAAGCUUAAAGACAAGGAGUUCCUCGAGUAUCUUUUUACUCCGAAAACGAUUCCUGACUUCAAAAUACCGGUAAAAAUAAACGCCGAUUUGAGAAGCUACCAACAGUCGGGUGUCAACUGGUUGUGGUUCCUGAACAAAUACAAACUGCAUGGAAUCCUGUGCGAUGAUAUGGGUCUGGGAAAGACUCUGCAAGCUAUUUGUAUUCUUGCUGGCGAUCAGUACCAACGCAGCAUUGAUCCGAAAUGUGCAAAGUUGCCGAGUUUGGUCAUAUGUCCUCCGACACUCACCGGACAUUGGGUGUAUGAGGUGGAGAAGUUUCUGCCGACUCGUUUCCUACGUCCACUUCAUUAUGUUGGAUUGCCGGCGGAUCGUGAGCGACUGCGCCAUAAGCUAGGCACCUACAAUUUGAUCAUUGCUUCCUAUGAAAUAGUUCGGAAGGAUAUUGAGUUCUUCAGUUCCGUUCAUUGGAACUAUUGCGUGCUUGAUGAAGGACACAUAAUCAAGAACGGCCGGACUAAGAGCUCCAAAGCAAUUAAGCAAUUGGUAGCAAAUCAUCGCUUGAUUCUGUCAGGUACCCCAAUCCAGAAUAACGUAUUGGAACUGUGGUCACUGUUCGACUUUUUGAUGCCAGGAUUCUUAGGAACGGAGAAACAGUUUAGCAUUCGUUUUUCGCGUCCUAUUCUGGCAAGUCGUGAUCCAAAGAGCUCUGCGAAAGAGCAGGAAGCCGGAGCGCUUGCUAUGGAAGCAUUGCAUCGACAGGUUCUGCCGUUUUUACUCAGGCGUGUGAAGGAGGACGUGCUGACUGAUUUGCCGCCGAAGAUUACCCAAGAUUUGUUGUGUGAAUUGAGCCCUCUGCAGGAGCGACUGUACGAAGAUUUCAGUCGGACGCAUCUCAAUUCGGACAUCCGGGAAUGUUUGGAGAACAUUGACGGACAAAUUGUGAGCAAGAAGACUCACGUGUUCCAGGCAUUGAGAUAUUUGCAAAAUGUUUGCAAUCAUCCGAAGCUUGUUCUUCAACCAUCGCAUCCGGAAUACCAAACCAUUUUAUCGGAAAUCACUUCAAUGGAUGAUAUCGAGCACUCGGCGAAGCUGCCGGCACUAAAGCAACUACUGCUGGACUGUGGUAUCGGAACCAACGAAGAUAUGUCGGUCAACCAGCACCGGGCCUUGAUUUUCUGCCAACUGAAGGCCAUGUUGGACAUAAUCGAGCAUGAUUUGUUAAAGAAGCAUCUUCCGGCGGUUUCAUAUCUACGAUUGGACGGCAGUGUUCCUCCCAGUUCGCGCCAUCAAAUUGUGACUAAGUUCAACGGAGAUCCCAGUAUUGAUGUGCUGCUGCUAACAACUCAGGUUGGCGGUCUCGGUUUAAAUCUCACCGGAGCGGAUACGGUCAUCUUCGUCGAGCACGACUGGAACCCUAUGAAAGACCUCCAGGCCAUGGACCGAGCGCAUCGUAUCGGUCAGAAGAAGGUGGUAAACGUCUACCGCCUUAUCACGCGUAAAUCGCUCGAGGAGAAGAUCAUGGGUCUGCAAAAGUUCAAGUUGCUGACCGCCAACACGGUGGUGAGCGACGAAAACGCUUCGAUGGAAACGAUGGGCACCGAUCAGCUGUUGGAUUUGUUUGCGUUAAGCGAUGGUAAUCGGAAGCCGGACCGGUCGGAGAAGGGAGGCACGAGCGGGGGUUCAUCGGCCUCGGAAGCUGGAGGGUCAGGUGCGGAUUCCAACGGUGCGAACGGAACUGGCGGUAAUAUGAGGAAUGUGUUGGAAAAUUUACCAGAACUGUGGGACGACAACCAGUACCAUGAGGAGUACGAUCUGUCCCAGUUCUUGGAAGGACUGAAGAAAAACUAGUCCGUGAGUGUGUGUUUGUGUGUUUAAGUUAUGAAAAAUAAUAUACGUUUUUCAACAGUUAAUAAGGUCAAUUGGAAUUGGAGCGUUGAAGCUCUACUAUUUUAUUAUUUUAUUUAAGUAGCGCUGAAAUAAGAUUGACGUAAUAACUUUUUCACACAAUUUUGAAUUACUAUCCUGUUUUUCUCUGUAAAGAUUCUUCCAAAAUGCAUCAAAUAAUUUUAAAUCACUUCCAACCAACAGUUUCAACAAAAUACAUCGAUAAAUUAUUUGUAAAAUAGGUAAUAAAUUGAAUUAUAUUCAAGCAAACCUGGAA
Molecule: messenger RNA, 6513 nt
Organism: Armigeres subalbatus
Lineage: Eukaryota; Metazoa; Arthropoda; Insecta; Diptera; Culicidae
Gene: Hel89B
Product: TATA-binding protein-associated factor 172
Exons: 6
Coding region: 507-6200 (1897 amino acids)
Molecular function (GO): TBP-class protein binding; ATP binding; DNA binding
Source: RefSeq, a predicted model, not a curated record